UAGAAGAAAAUUAAAUGACACGUGUAAAAUAUCCAUUGAAUAGAUUUUGAUGUCACAGCAAACAAGAAACCGCACUGAAUUAUUAACCUGUGUUUCUCUCAGUCAGACAUCUGAGCUACUCUCCUCCUUCUCCUCCUCUUCUCUUUCUUCACCUUCAAACUAAUACAGAGAUUUCAAAAUUAUUAAAAAAAAAAAAAAAAGCAAAAUUCAUAGGGAAUGGCAGGCGGAAGUAAGCCCAUGUUGGUGGGUUUGUUUGUGGUUAUGGUAAUGGGAAUUGCCCUUUACCUGAAGCUUUGGACUCUCGAUUACUCUGUUUCAUCUGCUGACAACGAAUUGCUCCGGAGGCAGUUCGAUCUUGCGAAUAGGGAAGCAAUGGAUGAAUCUGCAGAAUGGCGAUAUAAAUAUGAUAGAGAGGUAGAUAAGGUUAAAAAGUGUUCGAAGGAGCUUAGCGAGGUUAAGGACAGUUUAGAGAAGCAAAUUGAGGAUUCUGCUAACUUUAAGGCAAAACUGUCGAUACUCCAAAAGGAAAACACUUCAUUGCUUGAACAGUUGGAAUCCUUAAAAAAACAGCUAGUGAAUGCAAAGUUGAAGUUCGGCCAAUUAUAGGAUAAUUGAUUCCAACUGUUCUAUUGGGCUGAGUAGAUCUUUCUGCUGCUUUCUAGCUGUUGUCUGAGGACAGUUUUCAGUCACAAUUUUUUGCUGAGUUUAUAGCUUCGGAUCCACUACAGGUAAAAAGACAUUUUUUUAGGAUGCCAUGUUUUGUACCAGCUAUGUUCAGGACCAAUUAAGUAUCGGUUUUUUCAACUAAGGGGCAGCCAAGGAAUGGCAAAACUGUUGCUCUUUUCAAGAGUAGAAUCCUUUUUCCUUUCAACAGGUUUACUGUUUAUGCUGGGAUGGGGGUUGCUGGUCAAUUUUGUAGUUGUUAGGUGCCAAAUAGUGUAAUUUUUUGCUUUUAAUUGAAAUAAUUAUUAAUUGUAAUCCUUUUUAUAAUGGUUUUGAAGUGGUUUUUUGUUGAAUAGAUAAUUUUGCUGGUUUUUACUGGUC
Messenger RNA from Mangifera indica (mango), 1044 nucleotides. RefSeq lists its product as uncharacterized. The record is from RefSeq and is a predicted model, not a curated record. NCBI's taxonomy places the organism in Eukaryota, Viridiplantae, Streptophyta, Magnoliopsida, Sapindales, Anacardiaceae. The transcript has 4 exons. The coding region runs from base 217 to 606 and encodes 129 amino acids.